AUGUCAACUUCUAUUCCUCACGAUCCUAAAAAAGCUGCCUUGUUAGUCAUUGAUAUGCAAUGGAAAGGUAAAGAUGAAAUGAUAAUGCGAAGAACUGAAAAGUAUAAAAUUUUGAAAGAAUUGGAUUCAAUUAUCCAGCGAUCAUCAACUUCAAUUGGUACCCUUGACUUUAUCAUCCAAAGUAAAACUCGCUAUGAUGCUUUCUACAAGACCGAACUUAAUUCCUUUCUCACCUCCCUUGGUAUAAAAACACUCAUCAUUUCUGGUAUUAAAACAAACUUAUGCUGUGAGACAACUGCUAAAAGAGCGUUUAAUGAAAAUUAUGAUAUUGUUUUUCUUGAGGAUACGACUGCUGUGGAUACUAAAGAGAUGCAUCAGGCAACUUUAUUGAACAUAGGAUAUGGUUGGGGCAUAGUUACCACUGUUAAUAAUACUGCCGAAUGGCUUUCAACCUUGUCCGUUAAUUAA
Dentiscutata erythropus is the source of this 468-nucleotide messenger RNA. Lineage: Eukaryota; Fungi; Glomeromycota; Glomeromycetes; Diversisporales; Gigasporaceae. The record is from the annotation of a GenBank genome assembly.